AUGCUGCCCGCCGAGAAAAGGGGCGCAGCGCACCCCAGGGAUUCUCCGAGCCCCGAACCCUCCAUGUACAGGCACAGGCCCGCCUCGGAGCUGACUCAGGACAUUUCCCAUGUGCUAACCAAAGUCUUUAAGAGCUUAUAUACUUCAGAGGUGAUAGCAGCAAACAUGGUGGAUAAUAUGAUCAAAUCCCGUGGAGGAAAAAAUCCCCAUCAUGAAUACUUUGUGGAAGAAUUGCGAAAGCUCCGUGAAGAGUAUAAUCACCGACAAAUGGAGGCACAAAUGCUGGAAAAACACAUCAUCCAAGCAAGGGCCCGUGCCACCGCGGAAGAAGAAAGGAUCUUGGGUUUAUAUCAGCUAGAAAUUCCGGAAGCCUACCGCCGAGCUGCAAUGCCAUCAGUGAAGUCUACAUUCAGAUGGUGUGUGGAUGGCGACCUUCUUAAAAAACACCACUUAAUCUGCCCUGAUGAUUACAUCACAGAUCCGGUACUAGUAACCCAUGCUCCUAAAGAUGUCUCAGAACCGGGCUAUUUGAAAGAAACUGAUUGUAAACAUUAUGAACCUCCUAAUUCAGAAGCUCUCCAAUUCAAGGAAAAUUCACGCAUCAAAAAGCUAUGGGCAAGUCUUCCCGAUGUGUCUUUGUCCAGUUUAACUCUGGACUCUUCAGAUACUAAUUUUUCAGACGGAUCUGGUGAAUCGUAUAUAAAAAAGAAAGCUAAAGCCUUGGGCAAACCUGUCUGGAUGGAUGAAAUGACCCGAGCUGACCGGCAGAAAGACCGCCUAUAUCUUCAGAGACUGAAAGAGCGCCACGAUUUCCUGAAGAAUCCUCGCUUUUUCCCACCUAAUUCACUGCAUGGAGGCAAGUCCUUGAUUCUGCCUCAGAAGAAGGCGGAGCGGAUAAUAGGAGGAAAGAGAAAGUUUGUGAUGGAAAGCGAUUCCCAGUCAGUACCGAUCUUCCUAUCAAACCCUCCUGCAGUGGUGUUUACGGAAUAUGAAGUUGGGCAGGUUUAUGAGAUGACAAUAGAGUUACAGAACAUGACCUCAACAUCCCAAGGUGUCAGAAUUAUUCCUCCAGCUACAUCUGCCUUCUCGGUUGUGAUGGGGAAGUUUCCAGGUGAAGGUGGACUCGUUGCUCCUGGGAUGAGCUGUUUCUACAUCGUCCAGUUUAUCCCUGAAUAUCUUUCAGAUUACGAUGAUUACCUCCUGGUGGAAUCGCAGGCAGCCUAUCCGCUCCUGGUCCCUUUGCAAGGGAGAAGGCCGCCUCCUGUCUUAACAUUGCCACACAUCUUGGACUGUGGAGCCUGCUUGGUGGGUGGAGUAAAAUUUGUAGAUUUUGAGUGCAAAAAUGAAGGGCUUAGUGUUGGAAAAUUUUGCAUCAUGCCGAAGGACAUGUGGCCACCGCCUAACUUUCGGUCUGUCGCCACUCUGGGUUACGUGGAACAAUAUCCAUUUGGGAUUUGUCCAGCUGUCUUUGAACUUGCUCCGGGUCAGUCUAUCCCAAUCGAGGUAGUGUUCAUGCCCGUUUCUGCUGAAAUCCUAUCAGUGACAUACAUCACCGUUUGUGACAACUGCCAUAUCAACGAGAUUAUCGUGACAGGACUCGGAGAGGUGAUAGCGUUGGAACUUUUGUCCGUUUCUGGUGGAGAGAGCACUCCUCUGCCCGGGGAGCUCAUAGACCUGACCUCGCAGCAUCUUGUUCGCUUUAAUCCACUGAAUCCGCAUUCGAUGGCAGAGAAGACACUGAUUGUGAGAAACAUCACACACAUAGAACUUCCUUUCUUCUGGCAGAUAGUGAAGCCCAAUCUGCAGUCACCAACCCUGGAAGGGAAAAUGGACAUUGCAAAUAUAAAGUACAACCUGGACACAGAGACCGCUUUCUCUGUCAUUCCUAGUUCUGGGACUCUGCAUCCCCAUUCUGAUCACCCAUUCACCCUCUGUUUCUCUCCACAGCAGCUAAAGAAAUACCACAGCGUGCUUCAAAUAGUGCUGGAGGAUAUCCCAGCAUCACAUUGUCUUCAGAAUUCAGAAUACUACGAAAGUGGAGAACGGAGAAAGGAAGAUGUGAUUGUCUUAGAAAUCGACACCAAAGGCUCCACGGAACCAUUUCAGGUCUUGCUGGAACCUUCUGCUAUAAUCAUUCCGGGAGAAAACUACAUUGGUGUGAAUAUUAGGAGAACAUUUAAGAUGCUUAAUAAUAGCAACUCUGCCAUCACAUUUAGAUGGGGGAAAAUCUUUGACUGCGACAUAGUGGAAGUUGAACCUUCUACCGGAAAGUUAGGUAAAAUCUCUUUUUAUCGCGGAAGUCAUGUGUUUGAGUUUGUGAUCACAGGAGGGAAACCGGGCCAUUCCUGUCACAAGCUAGAAUGUGAAAUCACUCACUCAGAGGAGUCUGCCUUUUUGUACAUCGAGGCUGACUUUAAGGGGCCUCUUCUUACCAUUGACGUGACGUCCUUCGAUAUGGGUCUGAUUAAACUGGGAGAAAAAGUGAAGUGUGCUUUGGAAAUAGAAAACUUAAGUCAGCUGCCAGGAAAAUGGAAAAUGCAGGAAAGACCUACCUGCAUAACAGAAAGAGGCGAGGAGGUUUCGGCAUUCAAAAUUCAGCCUUCUAGUGGGGAAUUGUGUCCGCUGGGCAAAUGCCGUGUCUCGGUGUUGUUUACAUCAUAUACAUGUCAUCAUCUCCAAACUGUAUUAGAGAUGGACGUGGAAAAUGGAGUUGGAAGCCACAUCCCUAUAUCUGUGGAGGUUCAGGUGCCCCAGGUGUGUCUGCUGCCGAGUCACCUACACUUCAAACUUUCCAUUGGGAUCCCCGCCGAGGCAACAGCCCACCUAUUCAACCAGACGAUGCUCCCCACACCCUUUAAAUGGGGAGAGCUCCUUGGAAGCCAGGUGUCUUCGUGUAUGCUGAGCAUCUCUCCAGAAAGUGGCGUUUUGGGCCCAAAUGAGAAGAAGGAGUUCCGUGUGGUGAUGACAUAUAAUAAGAAGGAUAAGCCAGAGGACCUUAUCUUGUGCUGUAGUAUUGAAGAUAUGUCAGAACCCCUCUUUCUGUCUAUUUCUGGUGAAUUAAAAGAGCUGUGUAUCACUUACUCGAUUCCCUUUGACAGGGACAUGAUGGUGGAAAAAACCAGACGGAUAACAAGACAAUUUGCAAAGAGGAAGCAGUCAGCUUUCCGAGCGUCUGUGCUGUCCCAUGGGAAAGGAGCGGCUUUCCAUGUGCAUCCGUCGGAGGGAACCCUGAAGGCUUUCCAGGAACUUACCGUAGAAAUCACAGCCUACAACAAUAUGUGGGGACAUUAUAAGGACACUCUCAUCUGUAAGGUGGGUGAAUCAGAGCUGAAGGUGAUCCCCAUAGAAAUGUCUGUGAAAGGCUGCCCCAUCUUCCUGCAGAUGACUGGACCAAGCCAUCCCGUGGCAAUACCCACCCUCAGGUUUGGAGCCCAUAUCUCUGGAGGAGACACCGUCUCACGGUACAUCCGUCUCAAUAACCCCACUCCCUUUGAGAUCCGAAUGGACUGGGAAAGUUACAACCAAGAUAAAGACGAUGACAAAUUGAUUGAUCUGUUGGUGUUUUAUGGCACACCAUUUCCCAUCAAGGACCCCGAUGGCAAUGAGAUCAAUGUCCUAUGGGAGUCAGACACAUCCUCUAAGAAUAUAUCUUUCACUUCCGACUCUACCUGGUCAGCAACCAAGGAGAACACGAGUCUGGAGACACUAUUUGAGGUUGAUGAAGGAAGUUCUGAUGAUUCCCUCUGGGAACCACUGACGUUCAAGCCAAUAGUCUCCGUAGUCCUUCGACCUCACGAGGGUGAACCUUCGGAUUACCCUUUCUGCAUUACUCCCAAACAGAUCGUUCUCCCUGCAGGUGGCUCUGCUGCCAUUCACAUCUCCUUUACUCCUCUGAUGCUCCCAGAAAUCAUCCAUAAGUUCGAAUGUGAAGGUUUUGCACUCGGCUUCAUGAGUCUGGACAGAGAGGUUAUCCGGAAAGUCCCUGGGAAAGUAACUCGUGAAGAUGGACAUUCGCUUGCCCCUCUGAGGAUUGAUUUGCAAGCAUUCGUCAAGCCUGCUUUGUUGACAGUUGAAACGGAUUAUGAGAAAGGUUUGGUGUUCCAUGCAGCGGCCAGCAGUUUAAUUCCAAAACCUGUUGCCAAGGAUGUACUGACCUACUCAGCCACCACCCUGAACGUGAAACUCGCCAAUAACACAGAGACCCCUCUGGCAUUCAGUCUUAUUUUAUCCACUCCCUUCUCCAUAUCCAGCGUGGACCCUGCGAAGAGCCUGAAAACAUCUCAGAGUGAAAGAGAUGAAGGAGGAGCACACCUGCUGCUCUACACGUUAGAAAAUAUAUUGGUGAAGGUGUCAUUUAUCACAACUCUUGAGUUACUCACCUACCAACAUCUCCCAGAGGAUCUUCAGCCAUCAGGGCUUCAAGUGAUCCAGCAAGAUAGCGGGGAUAAAAUCUUGGAGUUUAAACAAGAUCUUAUCAUCGAGUACAGCAACAAAGCCACGCAGGUGCUCCCCCUGACCGCAUACCUGACUAUCCCAGUACUUGAGCUUUCUUGCAAAACGAUUGAUUUUAAAACCUGCCUGGUCAACCAAAUGAGGUCUGAAGUGGCACUUCUGGUGAACCGCAGUGGAUGCAGAAGCUACUGGGCAGCUUUCUUGCAUGAAGAUGAACGACAUAAAGAUCCUGAAGUGUUUUCCAUCUCUCCAAGUAGUGGUAUCCUUGAGGCGCGCAAAGGUAGCACGGCUACCAAAACCCAACUGAUGGUCCGUUUCACCCCGAGAGACAGUUUGGCCUAUGAAACUACGGUGACGGUUGUUGGCAUGCUGGGAGAGAAGCCGUGCCUGCUGCUUGUCCAAGGAAAGGGCUCCUACAAUGAGAGGUAUGAAGACCUGCUCACGGGCACCUGAAGAACAAGCCCCACCGGGGGCCUUCUUGCAAGCAGCUUAAUGGUAACUGGUGUUUUUUGUUUGUUUUUUUGUAAUACUAGAGGAAAAUAAAAUAUUUCUAUAUCCUUAGCUUGGGUGCAAGCUUGACUUCUCAAAUAAGGAUCUUGCAUCUGCAUAGAACGUAAUAGAGUUGGAAGGGACCUC
Molecule: messenger RNA, 5088 nt
Organism: Notechis scutatus (mainland tiger snake)
Lineage: Eukaryota; Metazoa; Chordata; Lepidosauria; Squamata; Elapidae
Source: RefSeq, a predicted model, not a curated record